Messenger RNA from Moneuplotes crassus, 701 nucleotides. The record is from the annotation of a GenBank genome assembly. Lineage: Eukaryota; Ciliophora; Spirotrichea; Euplotida; Euplotidae.
AAACAAGAAUUCCUGAUUAUCUAAUGGGCGUUGUAGGCCAAAAAUAUUCUCUAAAGACUUCAAGAGCUCCUAAAGAAAAUAGCCAAAGACGGUUACUCCAAAACAAUCUCUCUCAUAAUGAUCGCAGCCCAGAGCAGGGAAAGUUCACGGAAAACCUGAAAAGAAUCAUAACUUUGAGAAUAAUGAAGAGGUUCCAGAAUUCCUUCCGAAAUGAGACACUUGAAAAGAAAGUCCAUGAAUGGAUUGAUAAUUAUAAAAGGAAAAUUACCACAGGAGUCCCUAUUUUCACAGAAUCUGUUAUUAAGGAAUGCGUCAGGGAUAUUCAGCUCAGUGAAUGUUCAACCAAAGUCUCCAUGCCAACUCUGCAGAAUUUUAGGAAUAAGAGUAGUAUCAGGUCAUCUAAAAGAAGCAUGAUUUAUACUAUUGGUGACAGUCAGAGAAGUGUCGACAUUAGCGACAGAUAUCCAGAAAAUCUUAACAGAUCAAUAAAAACACUUGAACAGCCAACAUCGUCUUUUAGAGAACAUAGUUAUCGAAGAAUUUCUCCAGCGAGCUCAAGAUAUAGAUAUGAAAAUGACCACCAGAAUAUAAGCAAAACUAGGAAUAAUAAUUCUGGUCUUUCAUUUUUCAAAUAAACUAUCCAAAAAUCUAUCAACAAGACGUGAAAAAGCUCCUGAUCUUUCAAAUAACCUCGACACUCC